Molecule: messenger RNA, 2133 nt
Organism: Mustela erminea (ermine)
Lineage: Eukaryota; Metazoa; Chordata; Mammalia; Carnivora; Mustelidae
Gene: FBXO17
Product: F-box protein 17
Exons: 6
Coding region: 193-1290 (365 amino acids)
Biological process (GO): glycoprotein catabolic process; SCF-dependent proteasomal ubiquitin-dependent protein catabolic process
Cellular component (GO): SCF ubiquitin ligase complex; cytoplasm
Molecular function (GO): protein binding; ubiquitin protein ligase activity
Source: RefSeq, a predicted model, not a curated record
UCCAGCUCCCAGAGGACCUGCGGGGGGAGGGGAGGCGCCCAGCCAGCCCAGGACCGUCAGCCCGGAGGCUGGAAGAUGGGGCAGGGGACUCCCUCCCGGUCCCCGGCUCACCCUCGGGCGCCAGCUGCCCGCACGCGCGCGCACGUCUCCGGCCACCAGUGAGGAGGCGGUAUUUAUGAGUUUGCUGGUACCAUGGCAUCCUACCGCCCACAGCUGUCCCAGCCCCGGAAGAGCCUAGCCUGCCUUCUCGAAGUGACAGGCUCCCCAGGCAACCGGGGCCCCGGGUCUCACAGGUCCGGCCGGUCCUGGGCGCCUCACGCCCACCAGCACCCCCCCUCCCUCCGCCCCACAAGGCGGGGCGUGGGAAGGGGGAUCCAGAAAGGUUUGGUACGCCGCAGCGGAUACGUCCAGGCUGACCACCAAGUGAGCGCCCUGACAGGUCUCUGGCGGCCGGAGAUGGGUGCCCGGCCCUCGCGGCGGCAGCUGCCCGCGGACCCGCCCCUAGCCUUGGACGCGCUGCCCCCGGAGCUGCUGGUGCAGGUGCUGAGCCACGUGCCGCCGCGCGCCCUGGUGACGCGCUGCCGCGCAGUGUGCCGCGCCUGGCGCGACGUGGUGGACGGGCCCACCGUGUGGCUGCUGCAGCUGGCCCGCGACCGCAGCGCCGAGGGCCGCGCACUCUACGCGGUGGCCCAGCGCUGCCCGCCCAACGGCGAGGACGAGGAGUUCCCGCUCUGCGCCCUGGCGCGCUACUGCCUGCGCGCGCCCCUCGGCCGCAACCUCAUCUUCAACUCCUGCGGAGAGCAGGGCUUCAGAGGCUGGGAGGUGGAGCACGGCGGGAACGGCUGGGCCGUGGAGAAGAACCUAACGCUGGUGCCGGGGGCUCCUUCCCAGACCUGCUUCGUGACUUCUUUCCAAUGGUGCUUCAAGAGGCAGCUUGUAGACUUGGUGAUGGAGGGGGUGUGGCAGGAGCUGCUGGACAGUGCCCAGAUCGAGAUCUGUGUGGCCGACUGGUGGGGUGCCCGAGAAAACUGUGGCUGCAUCUACCGUCUCCGGGUCCGCCUCCUGGAUGUGUACGAAAACGAAGUGGUCAAGUUCUCGGCCUCACCCAACCCGGUUCUUCAGUGGACGGAGAGAGGCUGUCGACAGGUGUCGCAUGUCUUCACCAACUUUGGCAAGGGCAUCCGCUACGUGUCAUUUGAGCAGUAUGGGAGGGACACGCGUUCCUGGGUGGGGCACUAUGGCGCCCUGGUGACCCACUCCAGUGUGAGGGUCAGGAUCCGCCUGUCCUAGCCAACUGAUCCAGCCUUCCAGAAAGUACUGCCAUCUGGGCAUCAUCAGUCAAGGGCAGUUUUGAGGCUGGGAGCCCAGCUGGGAGCCGGGUACCCGUGGACAAGUGGGUGUCCCAUGUGGCCCCUUCCCGGUGGCCCUCUGGGGAACCCCACUCACUGCUGUUUCGGCAUGGUGCCCACGUGCUGUGCAAGAAACCAGGGAUCCAACCAGGCUGCUCACCACUUUCCCAGCUUCCCAGGGUGGGAGAAUUUACUCCCAGAGUAACUCAGAGAUGUUUACUUUUCUUGCAAAUUGUUUUCUUACACGUGUGGAUGUCAGUUGGCGGACUGAGUCACAAGACAAAGGCCAAACCAGGAUUUGUAACCAUGGGGGAAAGUCGCUGAUCACCCGGGACGGUGACUCCUGACCACAUGUUUCAGAGUAGGCUAGCAGGGAGCAGACCUUAGGCGGGACAGUCUGUCCUUGAGGUCACCAACAGGGGCAUCAAAGGGAACCGUUUCCUUAGUCUUCAGAGUCCCUGGGACUCAGCUGUGGGGCUUGUGUGACCUUCUCUAGCACCACCCAUCAGCGCCUGCCCUUUGGGCCUGGCUGGUACCGUCUCUAUCAGAAUUCCUAAGUCCCUGCUGAUCCACAAACCACGUCCCCUGCCCCACCUCCUGUCCCUACCUCAUGGGAAGCUCCCCUCCUGCUGGCCAACAGACUCCUUUUCUCCACUCCCUUGCAUUCAGGCUCUAAGAGCAAGGUGUGCCACAGGGGAAAGCACUCGGGCCUGCCUCCCUAGUGUCUCCUGCUCUCUCCCUGGCUGGGCACAGCCAACCAAUAAAAUCGGUGCUAAAUGUGAAA